This is a messenger RNA of Naegleria gruberi, 630 nucleotides long. RefSeq lists its product as uncharacterized. The coding region runs from base 1 to 630 and encodes 209 amino acids. The record is from RefSeq and is a predicted model, not a curated record. Lineage: Eukaryota; Heterolobosea; Eutetramitea; Acrasida; Naegleriidae. The transcript has a single exon.
AUGUCUCAAUAUAACCAAUCUUUUACCACUCAACCUGGUUAUCCUCAACCAGUUAAUGUUCAACCAUUGUCUUAUAACCCUGCCAUUCAACAAUUUUCUCAACCACAAUAUGGUCAACCAAUGAGCCCAUCUCUGCAACCAAGUCCAUCAACUCCAAAUUCUUCUUUCACAAAGCAAUCUGGAGGUUCUUUCCACAUGCAACAAGAUCCAGCUCUAAUUCAAUCAAACACACCAAGUCAACCAGUUCUCGAGUGUAAGAAUUUGUUACCUUUUAUUGUUAAUGAUAAGCUUGUAAAGAAUACUUUUUGGGCAACUGGUGGUAAUAUCCUAAUCAAGAUAUUCAUAUUUGUUGUCAAUAAGUUUAUUCUCAUGGGUUUAGGUGAAGCUCUGAUGGUCAAUUACAUUACCAGAAGAGAAGUUAAAAACAUGAGAAUUGGUAACAGAAUGUUGAGCUACAAAUCAAGAGGAAACUUCAAGAUGGCCCUCCUAUGUGUUGUUAAUUGGAUAUUGAACAUAUUCUCAUGUGGUUUAUUCUACAUUCUUGGUUAUAGUCAUAUCAUGUACCUUUCUCAACUCGAUGCCAGAAUUCACUGGGGAAAACCAGCUAAAAUUUCCAAGAAGAGUCAAUGA